AUGCCAGCAAAAACUAGUAGUCAACUUCUGCCCUCCCAGCCAAAAAUACAGCAACAAAAACAAUUGAGCAAAAAAAGAAGGACCUUCCGAACUUAUUUUGGCGGUAAAGUCUCCUCACCACUAACGAAAACCCAGCAAAAACAGUUAGAGAAAAAUGAACUUCAUAAUAUGUUAGAACAAAAAGGAGUUAACCUCGCUGAGGAUGGACUAGUUGGUUCUGGCUUGGGAAAAGAUGAAAAUUCUAAUAAUCAAACUGAAAUUGAAUUCAACCAGUUGUCAAGAAUGACAGCUAACGCGAGUGAAGUAGAAGACAACUCCGACACAACCUUAGUUUUUGGUGGCUAUCCAAUACUUAUGAUGCAUGAACUGGAUCGUGAAACUGCUAAGAAUUGCACGAUCAGUUUUUUUACUCUUUAUACCGAUAGUCCUGGUUGUGGAGAUGAUUUUCCUAUUGGCAUUUUAACUUCUUCUCUUUGUUCUCCAGUAGCUGAUGGUGAAACCAAUGUAGUUAAUGUUUUCACUCGAGAUAAGUUGUUAUAUUUAGGUGAUUUAAUGUAUAUGACUUUUGGUGAAAAUAAUGAAGUUAAUGAUUUUGAUUAUGCUCUCGCAGAUGUUUUUA
Molecule: messenger RNA, 619 nt
Organism: Ambispora gerdemannii
Lineage: Eukaryota; Fungi; Glomeromycota; Glomeromycetes; Archaeosporales; Ambisporaceae
Source: the annotation of a GenBank genome assembly